Molecule: messenger RNA, 3670 nt
Organism: Cyprinus carpio (common carp)
Lineage: Eukaryota; Metazoa; Chordata; Actinopteri; Cypriniformes; Cyprinidae
Exons: 1
Coding region: 171-3650 (1159 amino acids)
Source: RefSeq, a predicted model, not a curated record
UGCUGCGGGAUAGACUGGUAUGUGGAAUAAAUGAUGACCGUAUUCAACGUAGACUGCUGGCAGAAUCAGAGUUAACAUUUGAGAAGGCGUUGAAAAUAGCUCAAGCAUUGGAAACAGCCAAUAAAGAUGUAAAGGAUUUGCAAGCUCAAAGUUCAGAAACAUCUGUUUCAAUGAGAGUGCAUAAAAUGUCAGUAAAACAAGAUAGUCAAGGUAGAGCAUGUUACAGAUGUGGGAAUUUGCAACAUUUAGCCAAUGAGUGUAGAUUUAUUUCAGAGAAAUGUCACAAAUGUGGGAAACAAGGACAUAUAAUGAAAGUAUGUAGAUCAAAAAGUUCCAUCAGAGAAACAACCUUUCAAGGGGGAGAAAGACGCAAGCAAGUUGCGGCCAGAGGCGGACAGAGAUCACAUUAUGUCAGCAGAGAUGAAAAAAGUGAAUCUGAUGAAGAAGGUAUUUUUACAGUGUACAGUUUGAAGGAGACAGAGAUUCCUAAGGUUGCUCCUCUGACUAUCACAUUGGCUGUAAAUGAUUCAAACAUACCUUUUGAAGUGGAUACAGGCUGUGGUGUGACUGUAAUGAAUGGGUCAAAUUUUUCCAAAUUGUGGGAAGAACAUAAAAAUCCAGAAUUAAAGACCUGUUCUUUGAAGUUAAAAACUUAUACUGGCCAAGCCUUACCAGUGUUGGGUUCUGCGCAAGUGGUUGUCAGACACAAGGGAACAGUGAAGGAAUUGCCAGUAGUGGUAGUGCCUGGAACAGGACCUAAUUUAUUGGGCAGAGGGUGGAUCAAGGAACUGGGCAUGAAAUGGGAGGCCAUACACAAGAUUCAAGGGGUUGAAAAUUUAACCUUGCCUGACUUACUCAGUAAACAUGCAGAAUUGUUCAAAGAGGAGUUGGGUGAAUUGAAAGGUCCACCAGCAAAGAUUUAUGUCGACAAAGAAGCCAUUCCCAGAUUUUUCAAAGCCAGACCAGUCCCUUAUGCAAUGAAAGCGAAGGUAGAAGUUGAAAUAGAGCGCCUGUUAAGAGAAAACAUCAUAGAACCUGUUAAACAUUCUGAAUGGGCUGCACCUGUAGUGCCAGUUUUAAAGCCUGAUAAUACAGUACGACUGUGUGGUGAUUACAAGCUAACAGUAAAUCGAGUUUCAAAGUUGGAACAGUACCCCAUUCCUCGAUUAGAUGAUCUGUUUGCAACAUUGUCAGGAGGGCAGAAGUUCACCAACCUGGAUAUGAGUCAUGCUUACCAUCAGAUUGCAUUAGAUGCAGAGUCUAAGAAAUAUGUCACAGUGAAUACCCAUAAGGGGCUGUUUACUUACCGUGUGUUACCCUUUGGAGUUUCUUCUAGUCCUGCUAUCUUCCAAAGGACCAUUGAGGGAGUACUGCAAGGUCUUCCUUAUGUGGCAGUUUUCCUGGAUGACAUCUUGGUGACCGGUCGCAAUGAUGGCGAGCAUCUCCAAAUGCUGGCCAGGGUAUUGGAAAGGUUGCAGGAAGCAGGACUGCGUUUGAAACGGAGUAAAUGUACUUUCAUGGAAAAAGAGGUAAUGUUCUUGGGUCAUAAAGUCGAUGAGACUGGCCUACACCCAGUACCCGAAAAAGUGAAUGCUAUUCAAAAUGCUCCCUCGCCAAAGACUGUGACUGAGUUGAAGGCCUAUUUGGGACUGUUAAACUACUAUAACAAAUUUUUGCCCAACUUGUCUACUGUUUUAGCCCCAGUGCACAAGAUGCUGCGGAAGGAUGCAAAAUGGCACUGGGGUGGAGAACAAGAAGCUGCCUUUGUUCAGUCUAAAAAAAUGCUCCAAUCAGUAAAGGUUCUGGUCCAUUAUGACCCCCAGAAGGAUGUGAUUUUAUCAUGUGAUGCUUCUCCUUAUGGCUUAGGUGCAGUUCUUUCUCAUAAGAUGCCAGAUGGCAGUGAAAGACCCAUUGGAUUUAUGUCACGGACAUUGAAUCAAGCUGAGCGGAAUUAUUCGCAGUUGGACAAGGAAGGAUUGGCUGUAAUGUUUGGCUUACAACGCUUCCAUAAGUAUUUGUAUGGUCGGAAGUUUACCAUCGUUACAGAUCAUAAACCCUUGUUGUCUUUGUUUAACGAGUUAAAAUCUGUUCCCCAAAUGUCAUCUCCUAGGAUCCAGCGAUGGGCUGUGACAUUAAGAGCAUAUGAAUACAACAUUAUCUACAAACCUGGCAAGGAUCAGGCAAAUGCAGAUGCUCUAAGUCGGUUACCCUUGCCAACUGAAUCUGUCCCUGAGCAGGAGGAAAGAGUACUAAUGCUGGAGAAUGCAGACAUAACCUUGAUUACAGCAGAACAGGUGAGAAGUUGGACACAAACAGAUCCGGUAUUAUCCAGAGUGAGAGAAAUGGUGCAACGAGGAUUGCUGCAGGAAUUAAUAGGAGCAGAGUUUGACCCAUUCACAUCAAGAAAAGAUGAAUUAAGUGUACAGGAUGGUUGUGUGCUUUGGGGGGCUCGCGUAAUCAUUCCCAGUGCGGGUAGAUCAGAAGUCCUGAACCAGCUGCAUCAGUGUCACCCCGGAGUGUCUAGGAUGAAAGCUUUAGCCCGAAGUUAUGUGUGGUGGCCCAAGAUGGACCAGGAUGUGGAAAGGUUAGUUAAAACCUGUCGAAUCUGUCAAGAACAUAGAAACGUUCCUGCUGUAGCUCCACUUCAUCCUUGGAAUUGGCCAGAAAAACCAUGGCAAAGAUUGCAUGUGGAUUAUGCAGGACCCUUCAUGGGAAAAAUGUUCUUGAUCUUGAUUGAUGCACAUUCAAAAUGGAUAGAUGGGUAUCCUGUGAACUCCGCUACAUCUGCUGCAACCAUUGAAUGUUUGCGUACUAGCUUCAGUAACCAUGGACUACCUGAACUAAUUGUAUCAGAUAAUGCUACUUGCUUUGUGAGUGCUGAAUUCAAAGAGUUCCUGAAAAAAAAUGGAGUACGACAUGUUACUUCUGCACCCUAUCAUGCUUCCAGUAAUGGGUUAGUAGAACGGGCUGUACAAAUUGUUAAAGGCAUGUUAAAAAAAUGUGCUGAAGGAACAAUGGCAACUAAAUUGGCUCGAGUGUUAUUCAGUUACAGGAUUACUCCUCAGACUACCACAGGACUUUCUCCAGCUGAACUGUUGCAUGGACGGAAAUUGCGAUGUUCUUUGGACUUUAUACAUCCCGAUUUAACUGGGAAGAUUCAGGAACAACAACAAAAGCAAAGAGUCCAUCAUGACAAAAAGACCCAUGCACGUAGCUUGGGUGUUGGAGAUCCAGUACUUGUUCGGAAUUUUACUUAUGGACCGAAAUGGAUUCCGGGGCAUAUUGAGACGGUGACUGGACCACUUUCUUAUAAAGUGAUGUUGGGUGAUGGGAGAGUGGUCCGAAGACAUGUGGAUCAAAUUCAUGCCGGACAGAAAUUGCUUGUGAACCUUUCAGAGGAGGUUAUGGACCAUAAAUAUCCUGAUUUGGACUUUUCUGAUAACUCAGCUCCUGUAGUGGCUAAAGAGACUGAUGAAAAAGAAACUGAGGACAUUUCUAGUGAGACUAAUCCCCUUGAAGUAAUUGGGGAGUCUGCUCAACCUGGUGAGAUAACCACUGAAUUACUGACACAAUCCUGUAGCCCUGUUGUGAGACGGUCACAGAGAACCAGGAAAGUGCCUGGUCAUUUAAAAGAUUAUGAACUGAAGUAAAAAAAAAAAAAAAAAAAAAA